AUGAUCGAUAAAAGUUAUUAACAUAACAUUUCCUAUGAUUCCUAAGUAACAUUGCCUCCAAGGAAUAAACAAUUCUCUCCUGUUAUCACACAACUUAUGAGGAAGGAUAAAGAGAUUGAAUAAAUGCGGGAUGAAUUAUCAUAAUAGAAUUAUUUGAUUGAUGAGUUAUCUCAAUAAAUUCAUUUCCUUGAACACUAACUUAGAGAUAAUGAAGGAUUCAAAGAAAAGUAUCAAUCAUUAACAGAUGAUCAAAAUUAACAACAAAAAGAUGUUCAAAAAUAAAAAGUAUCCGUUCAGACAACCACAGCCAAAGAAAUUCUGAAUGUAUUUCUGGAAUAAGAGAAACGAGGAGAGGACAUUGCGCAAUUUUAAUGCAUUGAGACUGCAUAAUAUUUUAAAUCAGAAUUAUAAGAAUCUGUCAAUAGAGAACUAGAAUAUAAGGAAAUAUUAGACAACUUUAUUAAACAGUGCACUCAAAUGAAUGAAUAAAUUAUUUCUAAGAAUUAACAAAUACUUUAAUUGACUUUAGAAAAACAAGAAGAAAUACUCUCCUAACUCAUCAAAAAAGAAGAUGAAUUGUUAUUUUACAAAGAAAAAAAUAGAGUUUUCUAUGAAUUAUUGUAAUGUAAUAUGGAUAUCAACAAGUUAUAUUAAAAACAGCACUAAGGAUUGAGAUAAGCAUUAAAAGGAUGUUGGACCAUCAAUCUGGACUAAUCCUAAUAAAUUGAAUAACUGAUUAAAUUAUUGGAUUAUUCGCAUCAAGAAUGCAAUUCCCUUUCAUUCAAACCAAUAUUAGAUCAAAUCAAAUACCAAAAUAAUCAAAAUUAUUCCACUAAAAGGAUAUCUUAAUUAGAACUAUUUAUAGAUCAAGUAUGUUAAGUGGAGGGGAAUACUGCCUUUGAUAAGGUUUAGAAUAUUAUCAUUCAAUUAGAUUAGUAUCAAUAAAUAUAUUAAAAUGUGUAGGAUGAAAAGUAGGAAAUAAUUGAGGAGCUUUAAUUUUAUAAAAAUAAACUAAUGGAAUAAGACGAAACAAUCAAAGAGUUUGAGAAGUUGUUAACUGAGAUGGAAGCUAACUUUCAUUAAUAACUAUAAACUCAAACUCUUUAGUUAAAUGAAAUCAAUCAAAAAAAUGAAUUGAUAGCUCAUUAUUAAUUAAUCUUAGAUGAUUACAAGUCAUAACUAACCUAAAAAUUGGAUUAAAAAAAAAUUAAUGAAUAACAAGGCCAAAAUUUAAAAGAAUAAUAGCUGGAAGAAAUUCUAAGAAUAAUUACCAUUAUUCUCUAGGGUUAUAAUACAUUGACAAAUGAUUAUCAACUCAAUAUUGAUAUUAACGGAAUCAAUGUGAAUAAGUAUAUUAUAUGAGUAUAUAGGAAAGUACAUAUUGAUAUCAAUCCAGUCAUCCACAACUAUAUAAACAAAAUACAAUAACAAGUGAAUAGUUAGUUUAUGAUCACAGGCAAAAACUAUUAUGAAUUAACCAAUCAUAUUGUAAAUUGCCUAUAAGUAAUGAAGCAACAACUACCUCAACAUCAUUUGAAGGUAAGAGAUUGAUUAAUAAUUUAUUUAAGAACUUUAUGAACAAUGGAAGCAUUGAAUACAUAGAAAAAUUUAAUCAAAUUAGUUAUUGCUAUUUCGUAAAGCAAGAAAAACUUACUAGUUCUGAAAAGGAUCUGUAUAGAAAAUAUUACACUUACAUCCCGAGAUUGUUGGGUGAACUUAUCGAAAACUAGACAUAAACUUUUAUUAGACUACUUAGAGAGAAAGUUUAUAAUAGCAUUCUAUGUGAUCCGAUUGUUUCAAAUAAAUCAUUUUAAUAAUGA
Messenger RNA from Paramecium octaurelia, 1820 nucleotides. NCBI's taxonomy places the organism in Eukaryota, Ciliophora, Oligohymenophorea, Peniculida, Parameciidae. The record is from the annotation of a GenBank genome assembly.